AUGAGUGCUUUGUGGGCUGUUCCUGCACUUGGGCCCACAGCGCAUCCGGCUCAUCCAGGGCCAGUGCACGUCGUUCAUGGUGUUACUACAGGUGUGGUAACACGCCAGGCCGUGACACAGCCUGUGCCACAAGGGCCUCCUGUGCCCGUGCCGACGCCACACAUUCCUGUCUAUGCACCGAUGACAGGCGGUCCGUGUCACAGUGACAUGUAUGGACCAGCCGAGGCGCUGUAUCCACUGCCGGCAGACCGUAUCUAUGCAGAGCCCUUUGGAGGGGAAGGAUACGGGCAAGUGCCGCAAGUGCGGCUUGCUCCCCACGCGUGGCCAGACUCCCAGGAAGACGAGUAUUUCGAGGAUCCGAAUGAUCCCCAGCAAGAACACUUCCAGCUGGGCGAUGAGGCUGCCAAUGUGAACGGGUCUUGGAGGACUCCAUGGGAGGACACCGAGGACAACACCGAAAUGCAAUUCCUGGCCUUGCUGGAGUCAUUGGAAGCUCGUGUGGACCUAAUGUCGCAGAUGCAGCAGACCAGGGCUGCCAUCCAGCAGCAAGCUCAAACUGCCCAAAGCAGAUUGCAGCACGACUCUGACCCAGAGCCGGAGCCCGACGUGUGGGAGAAGAUCAAGGACCAGGAUGGUCACAUCUGCCGAUUGAGUGAGGAAGUCACCGGUCUCCGCGAAAGGCUGCAGAGCUCGCUUGCGAUGACCGCUGCGCAGCAGCAUGCUGAGCGUGUGGCCUCCGUUCUGCAGGCCUCCUCUCCUGAGCAGAGCUUUCCACUCAAGGAGCCCAGCGUACUCCUACCAUUCUGUCCAAAGGCCAGUGGGAUCAACUUGGAAAUUUCAGAGGAUGGCUACACAGCCACACGGUUCCGUGGUUGCAGGCAGUCUGUGGCUGUGGGUACCGGCCCGGUGCCUCUCCAAGAGCACGGUCGCUACUUUGAGGUGACGGUGGAAGACACUGUUCCUGGCUGGGUUGGAGGUUUGGGCAUUGGAGUUACGUCCUCGACUCCGCAAGGCCUGAAGCGAGUUCCCGAUAAGGCCUGGCGCAUUCCAAAGACCAUGGUCAUCGGCUACUGGGGCUGCGUUUUCGUUGAUGGUUGCGAGCAAAGGACUGCGUGGCGUGCUGACAGCCUUCACCCCGGAGCACGCGUUGCCUUCUUGGUAACGCGUGGUGGAGAUCUUCUGGUCUUCGUGGAUGGUGAGGCAGUGGUGAGAGUCGACGGUGCCGUAGAAUCCCAAAAGGAGCCCCUCUACCCAGUCGUGGACGUCUUCGCAGCGACUCGUGUGGUCUCAAUGUCACCAAGUGCUCGCCCUCCUACCAAGUCCUGGACCUCCCUCCAUGCGCCCAUUUCUGCAGCUGCAGUGAGAAAAGCUGCCAAUGAAGCGGAACCAAACGGAAUCGUCGCGCUGUGUUUCACACAAAUCUCGGUCCCUAGCAGCUCUGGAACCCUUGAAGCCUGCCUCGGAAUUCUGCGCGAGCCUUCGCGACCUGCUUGGGCCAUGCGUCGAUGUCUCCAGAUCUUUCUUGUGCUGCUGAUCUCGCGGCACUUCGCGAGGCUUCCGAGAGUCUUCAUCCAAAGUGAGGAGUUCCUGCUACAACGGCCACGACGCCAAGCUUUGGCUGGAGCUCUGCUGGCAUCGAUGGCGCCAACACCCCGUGCAGUAGCCGAGGACCGGGUUCAGACUGCAGCCUCACCGGUGUCUGUUGGAUUGAUCGGUGACGAGCUUGUUUAUCCUCGAUGGUUUGCUGGGACUUGGGCAACAGUUGGCGAGUUGUACAAGGUCGAGACGGGACCAUUGGGCGAAAACGCCCUGUCUGCGGCCUUGCCAGGAACUCCGGCCGCCAUGCGAAAGAACAACGGUGCAGUUGGUAUGGAAGCCGGCGUGCUCCGAGCACGCAGGCGCUGGAUGCCGACAGAACGCCCCUCCCCGGAAGGUGGGGCCGGCGCAGAGGAGGACAGAGGGGGUGUUCCUGCUGGUGCUGCGGCAGCUGCCUAUGCAGUGGGUGGUCCAGCACCAAGGCUUAAGAAAACGGACACGGAGGGGCUUUGGGAGGUAGCCGGGCGAUGGAAGCUGCAAGCAGCCGGUGCAGUCGCACGGGCUGAUCCAGAGAUCCCUGGAGGGUUGCGUGUCUCCGAACUCUUUGAGCUCCGGCCGCUGGAUGUGGAUAAGCUGUCUGCUGCAGUCCGCAUCGUUACCAUCUGGAAAGAGGCAAAGACAGAGGGCUCUGAGCAGUUGCAGCUGGACCUGCGGGACAUCGGAGAGUUUGACAAGUCACGAGGAAGACUUCUUCAGGCGGUGCAGGUGGCAUAUUUAUUGCCUGAGCCGUCCUCCCCAAGCGAGAAGAACUUUGGAAGUGUGACCACCCGCUUCGUUUACAGCCCUAUUCGCGAUGCCUCCGAGGCAGGUGUCAGAAGCAACACCGGCUCUCCAUGCGGCAUCAGCAUUGGUGGUGGAAGGGCCAUGGCGGUGGCAGCAGCGGUGGCUAUGGACCAAAUCUCCAUUGCUGUGAGCCAGGCCCUGUCGCCGAUACUUCCAAGAGAAACGGAGUGGGAUCAGGCAAAAUUGGAGAAGAGGGUGAAGCAGUACUUUAGAAAUGCGGCGAAGGGUCUCGAGUUCUACUCAAAGACAUGGGACGCACUGAUCGAGGAAUACUCGGACACAGUCUUUGCCUCGCUCUUUCAGGCGCUCAAGGAUCGGCCCUGGCUAGUCGAAGUGGACUUUCUCAUGGUCAUUGAUGCGGCAGUGAAAGAGCUUUUUCCGAAGAACUUGCUGAAGCACGUGCCACAGGUGACCUUCGAGAGCCAGGUUCUCCAUGCGCACGACCGCGCUUUCGAGGAGCAGCGAUUUGCUCCCAUGCUCUGGGACAUCCUUUUUGAAAAGAUUCAAGACAAGCCAUUGAAGAACAAGAUCUACAAUGCGUUUGAGGCAGGCAGGAAAGAGGCUGCAUUGUCCGGCGGAGACGGGUCAAGUCCGGCCGGAGACUUUAUUCAAGCCUGGGUCCCUGCCUCCCUCCGAGAGCUGCAGCAAGGCCCUGCCCCGCUCGGUGAGCAGCUGUCGCCAGAGCUUUGUAAAGAGAUUUUCCACGAGCUGCUGGAGGCCGGCGCGUUGCCGCUCCACCUGACGAAGGAGUCAGGAGUUCCGCCAGAGAGUGCAAUGCUGAUAGACUCCGUCGUGGAGGACGUGUACUCGGGACGCCUGGAGCUUCCGCCACCUUCAAUUGGGAGAGGCAAAAGCAAAGCGGCUCAGCCCGAUUGGCCCAAGCAAGCAGCCGAUUUGUCCUUCGCGACCUCCAGACAAAACUGGCAGCCGCAAGGCCAAAAGAGACCUCUCGAUCACGGCUUCAGCGGAAGCUACGGCGUUGGAAAGCAAGGCCAGGGGCCGCAAAAGUGGUCACGAGCGACCCAACCCGUGAGACGUACAGGGCACCCGCAAUGCACACAGAGGGAGGACUGCAUUGGUCAUGUCAAAAGUGUGUUGUUUCAGCACAUUGCAGACAACCUUCCGGGUGAUCUGUACUGCUCCCAUUGCUGGGCCGUCUUUGCAGACGCUGACAACUCUCUGAACGCGAUACCUUAUGAAGGUUACUGA
This is a messenger RNA of Symbiodinium necroappetens, 3588 nucleotides long. The record is from the annotation of a GenBank genome assembly. NCBI's taxonomy places the organism in Eukaryota, Dinophyceae, Suessiales, Symbiodiniaceae.